Molecule: messenger RNA, 17068 nt
Organism: Stylophora pistillata
Lineage: Eukaryota; Metazoa; Cnidaria; Anthozoa; Scleractinia; Pocilloporidae
Product: E3 ubiquitin-protein ligase rnf213-alpha
Molecular function (GO): ATP binding; ubiquitin-protein transferase activity; ATP hydrolysis activity
Source: RefSeq, a predicted model, not a curated record
UUGAAAGUCGAUUCCUCCAGUUGAGUUGGGCCGUUUAGUUUCAACAGUAAGCCCACACUGGGAAAAAAUGAUUUUGUAACCUUGUUGUAGCUCGAGAGGAAAUAGAUGCGGGUGUAGCAAGCUCUUGAUUCCGGGGUCCACGUUAAGGUGUUACUAACAAGUCGAGGACAAAUGUGACCUAGAAGUCUUUAAAGGCGACACGAUCUCCACUAGAUGUUAUCUUUGAUAUAAUCUAAGAUGUCGCAGGAAAACAAUUAUGACAGAGAUGACCAAAGGGCAGGUAACUCAAACAGUGAAGGUAGCCCAUCGACAGAAAAGAUGCAAUCCUCUGAGCAAACAGAUGAUUCAAAGGUUACCAAACGCCAUGAAAAAUUGCAAGAAGAGACAAAGAAAACCUUUGCAGAGAUUUUACAUGCAUUACCUGGAGGUAAAGCGGAGGAGAAUGCCAGCCACACACAGCUCGAUCACCAUGUUGCCACCUCUAACACACAUUCCAUGGAAGAGUACCAUGCGCAUCAGGAUCAAGUUCCUCGGAGAGUGGUUGACAUGGCUUCACAGGAAUACUUUCAGGAAAGCUAUGCACUUCAAGCUCCCGAAGAACAGCAACUACGAGAAAGUGAUGCAAAUGCUAAUCAGAAUGCACAUUACCAGCAUGUCCCAGGUGGCAAUCAUCCUAUGGACUAUGGUCAUGCCAAUGUUCCCAUUGGGGGAGGUUCUGGUGGCAGUCACUUUACUGAGGGACACACACAUGAAGUUGUUAUUUAUGAGGGUAGCGAGGAACCACAAGCUCGUUUCGUAAGUCAACAUGUCCCAGGUGGCAAUCAUCCUAUGGACUAUGGUCGUACCAAUGUUCUCAUUGGGGGAGGUUCUGGUGGCAGUCACUUUACUGAGGGGGACAUACGUGAAGUUGUAAUUUAUGAGGGUAGCGAGGACCCACAAGCUCGUUCCUCAAGUCAGCAUUCAAUAGUCUUCGAAGUAUACACCAGCGUUGACGCAGAAUCUGUAGCGGUCAUCACAGCAGAUGAUCACAAGAUGCAUUUGGAUCAAGCAUCACCUGCCAGCGGAUGUAAACGUCACUGGAUUAAUAGAGCUUUUUGUUUUGGCGAGCAGAGCUUCCGUUAUCGCUAUAUGGCUGCAUUUAAGAGGAGUAUGUUGACAAGAGUUUUUAACUGGUUGGCUAGAAAGGAAGAAAAUUCCUGCGAAGUGGUCACUGAAGAGUCAUUCCGGAAAUCUGUGGCUGGUUCGCAUCGUUACGAGAUUUUCCGUUUUCCAUCAAACGUACAUGCUGAAAAUCGAACUUUUGAAGGUUAUCUUUUUUUCGUUGAGAUGCUGUACAGAAAUGGCAAAGAUGGAGUUGACUUUCUAUCGAUACUCGAGGAAUGUCGAAAUCUUCCUGUGGUCUUUUCGAGGAUUUCCAGUUCAGAUUAUUCCAAGUUAUUUAAGUGGAUUGAACGAGUAACUAAUACAAGCACAAAGUGGUAUGAGGCGGCCUACAUUUGCUCCAUAAUUGGGCAAUUGGUAGAGAAAUUGAAAGAUCAAUUUGGCAUUUUUGAUCGAAUUCAAGGAAAGAUUGCUGACAAACUACUGGUUCUCCUAUUUAAUUCCCAUUACCAGUACAUCCCCCCGUACAACGUGGAGAUGAUUAAAUCAAUUGCCAAACUCCUUGUUCAUGCUAGUUCUAGGAAAGGAUGGUUAUCGUUCCUCAGCUACUUUGCCAAUUUGUUUGAAGUUGAUUUGUUACUUCGUAAUGCCAUGAAUCUACCUCCCGCGUCAUACUCAGAAGAGGACUUCAACCAGCUAAUCGGGCUUCUCGUCCUAAACUUGCCCAAGAACAACUGCACGAAGAUAUGUGAAUAUGUGAUAGAACACUGUGAUUUCAUUUACUGUCUAUGGCAUUUUUAUCUUCAAUUAUCAAGCAACUUACCAGAAGUCGCAAAUACCUUCUGUGAGAAAUUCUCGCGAAGGUUUUGUAAAUUAAUCUCUCCCCAAAUUACUAGAGAGAAAACUGACCUCCUCCAACGUAAUUACUGGAAAAUGACACCAGCAGAAAUGCGAGGUAGACUAGCCGACCGGUUUGUAGAGGCCUUGACUGUACAGAUAAAAGAAGACAGACUGGACAGCGAAAAGGUUGCCAUGCUGAAGAGCUAUGCCACUGACAAGAACAUUUGUUCCUCUAACGGUUUCCGACAUCUCGUUCGCUCUCUGGCACAAAAAAGGAAUGGCGAUGUCUUCUCGGCCCUUAUGGUCAUCUUGAAUUCUAAAGAGUUCUAUGAAACUUGGCGUACCUGGAAGAAGGACGAAAAGCGCGACAUCUGCAAUUCCUUGUUGAAAUCGAUGUUUCAAUUUCAAGGCCUUUACUCAAAACCAAGGCCACAAGAAAAAAUUUUACGAAUCUUAGAAAUAGAGAGAAAGAUCUGUGAAACAUAUUCGCUACAAGAAGACCAGGAAAUGCAGGCGGUACUGGAAGAAUGUUCGAUUAACUUUCUCCAAGAGGUGAACGUAAAAUCUAUCAUCGACGUAUUCGACGACAUUGAAAAAUCUUCGCAAAUCAUGCAGUCUUGCUAUUCAUCGCUAUUGAGAAAUGCUACCAAAAGAAGUGGCACCAGCACUGAUGGAUCCCUCGUCAAAACUUUACUCAAUCUCCUUGACGUAAAUGCGGAAAGGAGCCUACAACAAGACUUGGCAUUUGUGGGGGCAAGAUGGGAACUACUCAUCUUCCUUCUAGAGUUGGUAGAACUGCCUCCGAAUCAAAGAAAUCCAUUUCCUAUUGAAGAGGUCAUGAAAAGGAUGGUGGAAGUGAAAGAUGUAUGGUUGUUCUUGCUUCGAACAUUGCAACCCUGCAGUGAGCUUCGCAACUAUGGAAAGAUCAAGACAGCACUAACGGCGUUACAUGACUUCGAAACUGCCAUUCUUACGCACAAAAGUCGGGUGGGAUUCCUUCUGGAGCUAAAAGAGGCAGAUGUCACCACACUAGCGCAAUUUUGCACCUUCUUCGAUUCCUCGGGAAGAAAUCCCCAGCAAGAGGUUGAUGAGACGCCUUGGAGGGAGAGAAUUCAUGCAGUUUGGGAAAAGGCGCGAAACUUUCAGGUAAAGUUUUGGAAGAUGAAAAAAUCCAUUCAGUUUGUACUUAAGGUGGUGGAUGGCAUUGCAGAGGUAUCAGAUGCUCCCGAACUUAGUCAAGAAAUAAACACUCGAAAGGAAUUCUCCCAAAAAUCCUUAAAGGAAGUAUUGGAUAGCAGUUAUUGGGGCCCACUAUCAACUCUUGUUGAGUCGGCAGAGGUUCUCAAUAAGCUACACUGUAGUAAAUUUUUUUUCAGCAUUGCACGUGCCUCUCUCACAGAUGAAAAUGGGGAAUUUAGAGUCAACUCAGACUCUAUCCCGGCCAGUCAGGUCAUGGAGUUGUUGAGUAACAAAGGUAUCGAAAGGCUACAGAAAGCUUGCAACCCAUUGUUUUCUAAGAACAGUGAUCUUGAAAUUGGAGACGUGCAUAUCCUUCUGAACGAGAUAAAAAGUUCUGACGCCCUCCUUGAAGAACUAUCAUUCAUUAGCAAGUACUUCAGACGGCCUGUAGUUCCUGCAAUGCAAAAGAUGCUUAUCAGCUACUUGAAGUAUCCAGUUGUGCAAAAAAAGACCAAAAGAUUGGGAGAGAUACUGAAGGUUUUUGGAUAUGACGAAACUUGUUUUCCUCCACCGGUAAAGCAGUCUCUUGAGGAGUUUUGUGUACCUCUCCAUAUGAAACAAAUAACUCUGAAGGAUCUAUGUAAUUCUAUGGAAAAUGAAACCGUGAUGGAAGUUGAUGACAACAUGGACAAAGAUUUGACUGACAUUGCACUUGUCCUUGGAGAAUCUCGUGAGCUAAUUUCAUUCAUAGAAGAGACAGUCUCCGAAGAUAUGGUGGUGCUGAUCGAUGUUGUAGAAGAAUACUCUGACCAUUUUGUCUCAGAGAGUACAGUUUCACACUUGAUUGAUGUUCAUCGAUUUUUGAGGAGCAUUGUGAAGGACAAGCCCCCUGAUCCCAUGGCGUUUUUAUGCCGUCUGAAAACCUGCCAUGACAGUCUUCAAGGAAAACAAGGAAUGGCCGCGAAAAUAGAUGAAUGCAGUCGCAAUGUUCACAGUUUAAGGGCCUUUUACACAAAUGUAGCCAAUAGAGGAGAGAUGACAAAGGAAAUUAUAAGGAAUGCUCUCAGAGGAGGGAGUUACCAGCUCCGACGAAAUGAUGAUAGUACAUGGGAAGUGUUGUUGGCCUACAAGAAAGAAAUAAAAUAUCCCCGAGAUUUAGAGCCGAAUCUGGAAGGAGGAAAUCAAGAUCAAGAAGUGGGUAGCAAGCAAGAUCCAAAAAGUGACCAAGAUACAACUUACAGACUAUCAGACCUUCAAGAUUUACGAAGUCGCGCACUUCUUCUUGUCAACAUUGACUCUAAACAUCAAAAUGCAGAGACUCGGUUAAAAUUCUACGCGGAAUGUUCUGCAGCUGAACUAAAAGAGUUCGUGGGGCAGGUCGACCGAGUCAUGGAGAUAUUGAGUUUGGCAGAUGAGCUUCAUGUCUCCGGCCAUCCAGAUUACAAGGAUUUCUGGGUUAAACUUGACUCAAGUCUUAAAAUUGAAGACGAAGCUAGAAACUUAACGCAUAAGUUAGAAGAGUGGAGCGAGCUACUGAGGGAUAUGUACAACAAGUAUUUUUUCUUAAAUUUCUUUCACCCUGAUCAGCUGUGGGUUCUUCAUGAUUUCUUUGCUAGAGCCCGUGAAUUGGAUGAUAAUCAAAUGUCUGGGAGACGUAAAGUACAUGAUCUCCUCCGCUUCAUUCAGCCCUCUCUGUCAUCAGAGGCGCUUGACAAAAUUUCUUCUCAUUAUAGCAACACAACCAAGAGAGGGAUUGAGGGAGACCUACAAGCUCUUGGUCAAGCUUUUGAUUAUUUCUUCCUCCAAGUUACAACGCACGAGACUCCCGAAGUACCAAAGCAGUGCCUCCAUGGGGUGGUGAAACCUGGCGAAUUGUUUGUUUCCGUACUAGAGCAAAGGAGCACUCAAACUGUUCAUGUGGUAGUGUCCCUCUUUGAGUGGAUGAAGGGAGCUUAUCCACAGCCAAGUGAGGUUAUUUUUUGUCAUCCAGACACAAGCUGGGAAGAAAUACUUCGUCUUUUACGCCGGUCAUUUGGAAGCUACAAACACACACAAAGAACCACUUUGCACUGCCUAGCAAAUGUCGAAAGCCUGCCCAAUGACAUGCAAUUCAAGUUGGUGACAGCAAUAAAACAUUUUCAAAGUCUUUCUAACUCCAAAUAUCUCCUCAGCCUUGUUUGUCGUGGAGGGUCCCAUCACCACAUUGUAGAUCAAUUUGCAGCAGGUAUUCAUAAUGUCACAGGUAUGACACAUGUCAAGCUAAGAGAGAAAUUCAAGGAAACAUUACCUCAAGUUUUUGUAGUAACCUCAGAACUCCCAGGACUGGGAAAAACGGAAUAUAUUUUUGCUGAUGCGAGCCGAUGGGAGAAAGGCGUUGUAACAGUUCCCAUAAGUGGACCGCUAUCUCGCAGAAAUCUCAUCAAUCAACUUGCAAGUUUGAGAAUCAAAGAGCGUGACUGCAUUCAUUUGGACAUUGGUGAGGUGGAUGAUCCAAUUGCCCUUGAUACAUUCCUAUUUGAGCUAAUUGUCGUGGGAAUGGUUUCUUCGGGAACAGUCAUUUACCAUCUCCCUACCAAGCACGUGUACAUUGAAAUUGCGAAUACUUUGACUGACUGGUUACGAGACUCGCUUCCAGUUACGAAGUGUUUUAAACCUAUCUAUAUCAAAUUUGAUGAAUACAAACGUUAUCUGGUCAGUCAGGAAUCCUCGAGUCCAAUUCAGGUGGUUUGCAACUACCUUCACGUUCACGAUAUUGGAGUUUUGGAGAGCAACGAACUUACUUUCAGUGGGCCAAAUAAGGUAAAGCCGCUGACUCCUGAGAGGUGCCGACUCCUCCUAAGGAAGCACUUUCCGUCGGCUGGGGAAAUCUCAUACAACAACGUGGAAACCUUUCUUCGAGUAUUUGCUGACCAGCUACUGAAAUUUUCAGCCAGUCCUUUCCUGAAGCCAAGCAAUUUAAAAGCUGCGUUUGGAGGAUCUCACGAUGUACGAACACGCUUUUUCAGAGCUCUCCUUCGAGUUUCAAGAGACUUUGCAGCUCGUUCAGUUUUCAAUUGUAAAUCUGUUCAAGCAGAGGCUAUCUCAGACAAGCAAGCUUCAGACAUGCUUAGGCAGACACAGCUUUCUCCUUUUAAGACUGCUGAGAAAAUGGUCAGUCGAGUAGAGGGCAUGAUUCGGUGGGCAGACAACAAUCAUUUACUCUUACUCUUUCAAACGCAGCAGGAGCUGACAAUCUCUGCCUUCUAUCGGCAAUUAGAGUUGGUUCCUCCCAGCGUCACAUCCCUUUGUGAAAUCCAAGGUAUGAAAUUGGUAGAUUAUCACUGUUUAAGCCAAAGGAAAUUGCAAGAGAAGCUGGAACAUUUCGCAAAAGAAUCAGUCACAACACUGAGUCACGAUGAUCCCUCUUCGAAAUACGCAUUGACACCAGACAACGUCCUCAAAAUGAUCCUUAUUUUGCUUCGCAUCAGAGCAAAUAUUCCGGUUAUUUUAAUGGGAGAAACUGGAUGCGGAAAGACAAGCCUUGUGAGAUACCUGGCAAAAACUUGUGAUGUACCUUUUCGUGUUUUCAAUUUACACGCUGGCAUUACAGAAGAUCAAAUAAUUCAUUUCAUACAAGAGGUGACGAAAGAUGCGUUGUCUGCAGAAAUGAGGAAGCGGUCAUUUUGGGUGUUUCUGGAUGAGAUUAACACGUGCGACCACCUUGGAAAAAUCAAUGAGAUGAUUUGCCACCGCACCAUAAGAGGAAAACCUCUUCCGUCUAAUCUGGUGUUUCUAUCAGCGUGUAACCCGUAUCGACUCCGACAUGGGACGAUUUUAACCUCAGGUCUAAGUGAGAAAGUAUCCACAGAUGAAUACUCCAGGUUGGUGUACCGUGUUAACCCACUUCCAGAGACCAUGAUAGACUAUGUGUGGGAUUAUGGCUCGAUCAGCCCAGAGGACGAGAAAGCAUACAUUGCGAGAAUGGUGGAGGGUGUCUACAAUAACAGACAUCGUGAACUCCUAAUCGACGUUCUCUUUGCAGCCCAAACCUACGUCCGGAAAGUGGAAAAGACUCCAUUUUGUGUAAGUUUGAGAGAUGUUCAUCGUUGUAUUGUCCUCAUGCGGUGGUUUCAUGAGAUUCAACUUCAGCGUCGACAACUGUCCUCCAACAGCAUUCCAUCCCAAGCUGUUAGAUCAGUCAAGAUUUCACUCAAGAUUCGAUCUAUUGUGCUGGCCUUAGCUCACAGUUACCAAUCUCGUUUUCAGACAGGAAGGGAAAGAGACUCGUUUUGCAAAGAGAUGUCAAGGCUUAUCAAGAAAAGAAAGGCGCACUUUCCAGACGAAGGCUUUCAAGCAAUUGUCAGGGAGGAGCAGGAAGAUUACCUGUCGCGAAUGGAACUUCCUGACGGCACCGCAAAAAAUGCUGCCUUAAGAGAAAAUGUCUUUGUUAUUCUUGUUUGUAUUUUAAAUCGUAUCCCGGUGUUUGUUGUGGGCAAGCCAGGUUGCAGCAAAUCCCUUUCUAUGCAAGUAAUUCGAAGUAACUUGAGAGGAAAAGACUCUAAGGACCCCUUCUUAAAGCAGCUACCACAACUUUAUAUCGUUUCCCAUCAAGGUUCUGAGUCAUCAACCUCCGAAGGAAUUCUUAAAGUUUUUGAGAAAGCCAGAAGAUACAAGGUUGAGGGGUCCAAUGAUAUCCUUCCAGUUGUUCUUUUAGACGAGAUUGGUUUGGCUGAGGUGUCACCGUUUAAUCCUCUAAAAGUACUGCACAGUCUCUUAGAACCUUCUGAAGAGAAGCCUCCCGAUGUUGCUGUUGUGGGUAUCUCUAACUGGUGCCUUGACCCUGCAAAGAUGAACCGUGCCGUUCACCUGUCCCGGCCUGAACCCGAUAUCGAUGACUUAUUCCAAACAGGUCAAUCGAUUAGGGAAGCUCAAGCGCAGAAAAGAGAUACUACGUUCAUGCCUUCCGUGCAAACAGCCAUUACAUCAGACCCCUACCCAGAAGACUAUCAGCUUCGAUGCCUUGCUACGGCCUACCAAGAGUAUCAGAAAGACCAAAGGCAUGAAAAUUUCCAUGGACUUCGAGACUACUAUUCUUUAGUGAAAUCAUUAAGUUCUGAUCAUGAUGGGAAUCUUGGCCAUCAAUACGAAGAAAACCAGACAACAAAGACCCAACGUGCCCUACAGAGAAACUUUGGAGGGCUUCCAGCAGACUCGUACAGGAUACAACAUUUAUUUCUGAAGCAUUUUCAGUCAAAGAAAGUAAUGGAGGAGAUCCAGUGCUUUCCGGUCACGGAGCUUAUCUGUGACAACCUACACGACAGGUUUGCUCGUCACAUGAUGAUAAUAACAAAUGGAGACUCUGCUAUUGGCAUUCUUGACCAAACUUUAGGAAAAUUAAAAAGAGAGAAAGUUACAAUCUUUGGAAGUCGGUUUGUAGAGGACCAAUCAGAAGAGUAUAACUAUAACAUCCUAAGUCGCAUAAUUCUCUGCAUGGAGAGAAAUUGUGUAUUGAUUUUGCGUGACCUGGAAAGCAUUUAUGGUAGCCUUUAUGAUAUGCUUAAUCAGAACUACACGGUGGUUGGACAGAAAAAGAACUGCAGAAUUGCUCUUGGUCCUUUCAGCAACUCGAUGUGCCAAGUCCAUGACGAAUUCCGAUGUAUUGUCCUUGUCGAUGAGCAACGGAUUGACUACACCGAUCCUCCUUUUCUGAAUCGAUUUGAGAAGCAAUUGCUACGCUUUUCAGAUGUACUGAAUGAAGACCAAAUGGAGGUCAUCUCAUGCCUUGAGAACUGGGCAAAAGAAAUUUCAACUGUUCCCGAGCUUGAGUCUCAGUUCAACGAGUCAGACAUGUUUAUGGGUUUUAAUAAAGAUACUUUGCCAUCUUUGGUCCUUCACAUGAGCAAGAAUAGAGAAAUGACAAGGCACAACCUUGUAGAAAAGUGCAAAGAGAAGCUGAUGUGGAUUGCCACACCAGAUGGUGUAUUGCGUAGCUUAAAAUCUGAAUUGUCCAGAAAGAAAAUGGAAGAGGUGGACUUCCUUUUUAAGAAUUAUUUCGAGAAGCCAAUUCACAGUGGUCUCAGGUGUUAUCUCAAUCACGUUCUCGGGGAUCUCCAAACUAGGCUUGAAAAAGAGGACGAAAGGAGUAGAGGCGUGAAGCUCCUCGUAAUGACCCAUAGCAAUAUUCAUACGAAUAUCUUGCAGUCUCUAACCUGUCUUGGAACUUGCCAAGCAGAGAAGCUCAGCUCUUAUAAGUCUGAGAAACAGCUUGCAAAGCAGUUGCAGAAGUUUUGGGCAUCAGAUUGCAACAUUCUUGUGUUACAAUGUAAACCAGAUCUCGAUGCUCCCCACAUGCUGGUGGCCAAGCAUCUUAUCGAGAACCAGAGAAACACAUACCUUUCUUCCAAAGAUGCCAAAACUGACAGCCCUACAAAACAUGUUUGCCUGGUCGUCCACGUCCAGCGUUUAAGCAAAGCCAGAGAAACGGAUUGUCCGCAGUGGCAGUUUAGUUUCCAGAGUGGUUGGGAACAAGUGGCAAUUGACACCUUAGAAGAGCCAAUGCAACCAAUUACAGAACUAUUAGAAGCACAAGUGACAGAUCUUCUUUGCACACAAUCAUUUCCUUUCGAGGAAAUUGCCAAUGAUCAGCUCUGGUGGUGCUUUACGCGCAUCAAGUAUUCAUCGAUGUACGAGCCCAAACUGCAUGUUGUUCGAGAGCUCGUAAACUGGCUGAAAUCAUCUUCUGUGAUAAUGGAGUGCUUUAAAAAGAUUGUCCUCAGACUGCUGGAAAAAGAUGAAUCUUCUAGUGGUCAUGAUCUCCUUGCGACUUCUUCUUGGCUGGUUAAGGUGGCGAGCGAUCGUCUUGCUUUGAUAAAUUCCUCCACUUUGGUCGAGGCGAUAAAACAUCAUUUCAUUUACCUCGUUCAAAAACCACUUGCGAAGAUUGUGUACUUCUUGGAAAAAGAAUCUGCGUGGCCAAAAGAUGUGCUUUUGAGCGAUGAAGCCAUCGGUGACUAUCUGUAUGUGUGGACUGAGUUGCUGCUUAACGAGGAAAUCCUACGAAUUGAGGACAUACCUGAAUCGCAAGGAGCGGAGUCGUACCUUGUGCCAGGCUAUCGUCACAAGCUAGAAUUUCCUUUUUCUUCCGUAUUCAUACGACGAGUGGACAAAAUGAAGUCAUUGUUUUUAGAGGAUCUUCAACGUGUCCAAUUAGAUGAAGCUAACAUUAACGACAAUAAUGAACUAAAGUAUGACGUGUUUGAUGCGCAGCUUCAAAGAUUUGAACCAGAAAUUCAGAGAUCAGUCAAGCAGCUAUUUAACAACGAAUAUCUCCAAAGAAUUUCUCACUGUUACGUUGAUGACUUCCUUGACUUGAAGACAGCUAGUUUUGCUGGAAUUUUAUCGCGUGCAAAUCGAAUUAAUCUUUCUAAACAGGUGGUGGCCGAACAUAUAAGAAUACCAUCAGAACGAAAUUUUGCACGUCUCAUCACUCACUUGCAUUGCGUCUUCUGGAUGAAAGAGUCCCUGUUAAUGUCCGCCUUUCAGCUGUCGGUCAAAUGUCGAGAUGUUGUGCCUGUAGAAAUAGAGCUUUUAUCUCCUCAGUUUGUGAAGCUCUUCGACAAGAUGAUGUUUAAGACCCCAGAAGAGACAUAUCCCAUUUCUGUAUCGAGCUCUCUUCCGCAGAGUGAAAGCAAGGAAAACCCUGGAAGGGAAUUCCAAAGUGAAGACCACGCUGAGGAUAAAUCGCCGAAGUUUUUUGAGAUCCUAGUGGAAACCUUUUGCAGGGCUUUGUUUCCAACAGACACUGUUGUCAAAACGUCUCAAGGUCUGCGAAAAUGGCAGCGAUCGGUUAGUCUCAUUUUGUCAAUGGUGAGCAGAAUGCAACAGGCAGUUCCUGCGUUCCACUUCCUCAGAGUCUGUUAUGACUUCGUUUCGUUGAUGAUACCGGAAGAUUCUGAGGAGUCCUAUUACAGUCUGUACAUGAUCGGAGAAAGUGGUCACGGCCAUGCGUCUGAGGGAUAUUUAGAGUCCCAAGAUUGCUUUAAUUUGAUCAACAAUCAAAUUGACCAACUUGAAAAAAACCAAAAGAAUUUAGACAACUUGAAAGGGUUCCGAGCCAUCUUUUACACCCGCUGCAUUGAGUCCAACCUAGAUACUCCUGUGCGUAAGUGUAUACUGGGCAGAAUAUCUUCCAGCAAGGACACGACCCUCAUAAAGGUAGCUGCUCCUGUGAUUAAUAAAAUUUUCAAGGAUGAAGAUCGUAUCUGCCGGGAAGAACGAGGAGCAAGCGUAUUUGAAGAGGUGUUGAUCGAUCCUUUGGUAUUGGAUGAUCAUCCUGGUCUUCAAGACGUACAUUCUGCUCUUUCAUCCCUUACAACAGAAACAGAACUUGAUUGCCCCUUCGUUGUAUUAUGCUGUGACCUUAUCUCAGAAAUUGGUUUCCCUUCAAUCGACUUAGCCAGUACAUCUGGAUCAGAGAGCAAAUGCAUCGGGACCUUACGAAGGUCGACAGAGAUUUUAACCAAACCUUCCAAAGAAGAAGAAAAAAAUGUACUUCUGGUGGUUUGCGCCACAGCUUACUUGAGAUCUUUUCUUGGCUCUUUUGCUAGACUUACAGUUAAAAAUCCUACAGUUCUGAAGAGUGACAGUCAAUUUACCAUGCUUGUCAGAGAGGUACAGUCAGUUCUUUCCUCGAACGAAAAUCAGUUUGCGGCUGUCAGAACAUCACAGUUACGCCUGUUCUUUCUUCGAGAGCUUCGAAAGGAAAUGUCACUUCAUGCCGUGAAAAAAAUUAUUCGGGAAGGUAAAAAUUUACCAGCAGUACAAGCUUUAAAGUGCCACACAGAUGAUCAGAUUUUUGUUUGCAAACUAAGUUUCGACCCUCUCAGUAGCAUUACACAAAACUCGUUGGCCAAAAAAGCCUUGGCUUGUUUAACACAGGAUGAAAAUCCAAACCAAGAGCCAAUGCACCGUGUACUUAGCUCUUUACAUACGUCCGCUAACCAAAAGAUUGAGCUUGCGGCCACCUUAACUAGAUGGAUCUAUCUAGAACGGUCUGUUCGUAAUCUAGGCGAGUCUGAAGAAAAAGCAAUGGAAUGUGUUAACAAUGGCAUAAGUGGUCUGCCGCGACCCUAUGUUGAACUUCUCCAGCGCGUUACCGGAAAGAAGGAUUUCCAAGCUCAAGAACUUUGUAUUUCACCGACCUCUUCAUCGGCAGAUGUACAUCGAGCGGCAUUAAUACUCCAUCUCUGCAUGGUGUUGGUUUCGAAUUAUAUUGGGACGAAAAGUGAAUUUGUGGCAUUCAUAUCCUACCUUGUGAACCCAAGAAGGGUUAAGGAGACGUUUAUCUUAGGUGCAGCCAACAAUCCACAUUCUCCGUUUGGAAUUUCCCAGUGUUACAGUUCAUUUCAAGCGAAAAAAUCUCUUCAUUUAUGCCCCUGUGGCACAUUUUUUGCCUUGAAUGAAGUGACAGAGAGAUCUGAAGAUUCUAUCGGUUGCCCGGAGUGUAAACAGUCAGACCAUUCUAAAGUUGAACAGGAUCCAGACAGACGCAAAAGCAAGAUUUGUUCAGCAACAAUGGGUUACACCUUCCUCCCACCAACAGAAGACGUUUCUAGUUGCGUUAGGGACCUGAAUCCUACUGAUUUUCGUAUACUACAUCUGCUUUUACAUGCGGCAUUGUAUGGAGGUCUAGCCCUCGGAUUGUGGAAUGCUGAGUCUUUGCUCGGAAGCACUGCGGUAGACAACGGCGAGGGAGGGUGUGUUGUUAAAGAAUUUUACCAGCACAUAAUCAAGGAUCUUGCCGUCUUGUCCGAGCUAUUUAACUGCAAGGAAGAGGAGGUCAUACAGCUCUUACAUCGUGUUAUAGAAAAGGUGACACCCAAUGUCUCCGAUGCGAAUCACUGCCUGACCGAGGGAAAGAGACGCUUAUGGGAAAAAGAGUUUUCAGAAACAAUUAGACCUCUUGUCUCCGAGUUUGGUAUGAAGAGGAGGAUAACUAACCCUCACGACCCUGAUUCUUUGUCUCGACUGGAAAAACAGAUCGAGGAAUGCGACAAGCCCCAGUUUAAGGAUAAAACAGAGAGAAGAUCACAUGUUCCCCGCUUGUUUCGUGUGACCAGCACAAAAAGCUUCGACAGCUUGCGCUCUUAUUACAUGCAUGCAGAGGAGAAUUUAAGAGAGUCUCAUCCACUUGUUGGGUUGUUUUUAGAUUUUCAUGGCUCACUUGAACUAGUUACACACCUCAACAACCUUCUUAAGUGGACAAGAAUGGUCGACACGCAGCUAAGUAGAAGGAAAAGCCGAAUAGAGGCGUCUAAAACGCUAAUUGAAGAGCUGAUGGGCGAUGACAUGGAAAGAGAGGUCUUGGAGAACGCUUUCAAGAGUUUUCAAACAUCGUGGGAGAAGAUUCGUCCAUCUGUUAUAAAGGCCGGGGAUGCUGAUAUGCCACACAUUACCAGAAUGAGCCCAAUUUCUCUGAGUUUGGUGGAAAAAAAAGGUGAUGGAAAAUAUUUAUGCAGCGCCUUGAAAAUUCUACAAGGAAUUCAGAACGACUUCGUUGUAAAUGUACUUUCCAUAGCUGCUUCUGGAAAAUGUGGUGCGCUAACAUUCUUGGAGCGAGGAGAAGGUAUAGCGUCUGUUCAGAUGGUGCAUCUUCAAGAUGCACAAAAGAAACAAAUCAUUCAUUAUCAAUGGUCGAACGAAAUCCUGACACAUUCCCAACACAACACCGAGUAUGGUCAAGGUAAAGAAAUCGUUUAUGACAUCGGAAGGAUCGAGAAGGAAUUGGCCGUUCGAUUCCUGUUGGGGAAGUGCUACCUAUCAACUGAAGAUGGUCUACGCGAGUUUAUGUUUGCGAAGGAGCUUUUUCAUGCUUGCAAGGGUAUCCUGGAUGAGCUGGAACAAAUAGUACCACAACAACCGCUGACAGAACAGGUUCAGGGUGGCCUUCGAACUUUAAAGAGCCGAAGCUUGAAAGGCGUACAAAACCUUCUCGGGCAUAUGGAAAUUGUCCUCUGUCUUUUGAAGAAACAUCAGUUUGGAAACCCCAGUGAGCCACUGGUUGAAUUUACAGACAGAUGGUUGGCUGAAUCAAGACCGUUCCCGAAGUCACUCCUUCCCGAGCCCCAUAAGGAUGUGUUGCUCACGCACGUCGUAUCACUUUAUGAGUUUCUUGAGGAUUUGCUGGCGGAUUCGGCCACAGAAGGUAUUCACGACAUGUAUCGCAAGGAGUUUCUCAGCGAUAUACGAGAUCAGAUGAAAGGCAUUGCUGGAAACUGCAUUGUAGGACCCGAUAAUAUUCCCCUUACAUCGGUUAUAACAGCUCUUAAACGUUUCAUUUUUCGGUAUUUGUCAUCUGAGGAAAUGAGACCAGACCCUGGACUUCCUUUACUUGAGCACAUGCUCGAGCAAUCUCUAUGGCCAAUGGAGAUCAUGACGGAGAGAAAAGGGCUUAGUGCAGAACAGUGGAAAGACGCCAUUAAGAGUGUAGUCCCAGAAGUCCUCACACUUGGCCAAAUCCAUGCGGUGUUGAACCUAUACCAAAACCAGCUUGAGAUCUCUGAGGAGAGGAAGCAGCCUGCAAGAAACCAAACCGCGAGAAGACCAACGAUGUCAAGAAGCAAAAGAACAAGAGCCGGCAUGGGAGUGAGCUUCUCAUAAAAUCAGAAUAUAUUACUGUACUGUGCACUAUGAUGAUUACUAUUACUAUUUAGGGAACAAGUAGAUCUUGUUUCAGUCUGUACGUUUCGAAAAAGAAGUUAACGGUACUUUUUUCAAAUUUUUAUCUGUGUUUCGGCUGAUGCAAAAAUCUCCAUUAUAUUACUACUGUGAGACCAAACUUUCAAAGGUCUCUUUGCAGUCACAGUCAAGUUAAUAUACUGGUAGUCACUAAAACUGAACUGAGGAACAAAAACUGGGUUCUGUCAUUUUUUGUAGCGAGGCGAGAUGCUUUCAAAAACAAAUUAUCAGGGAAAGAAAAACAUUACGCCAUUAUCUUAUUAGAUGACGAGUGUUAAUUGUUUAUUAACUGAUGUUCGGAAACUAGACGUUUUCAACAACGUUGAUAUGAAAUUGUACAUAUUUUGUCUGAGGAAUUGACUCAAAACAACGUAGUCACCGGUUCGAAAUAAUCGAAAGGUGGAAAGGUGAUUAAUCUUGAUGCUUCGAAACGAGAUGAUUAACAAGAGGCUCGGAAAGUAUUUUUGUACCAUAAUCAGCAGCGUGCGUUAGGAAGUCUAAACCAGUAGACGCUUUUUUAAUUUUUGGAGAAGCUGUGAAUGUGCAGCCAAGUUAGAAUAGAAAUAGUACUUUAAGACUGAGAGGCAAUGUUUAAACAACUGCUCCAGCCAUGGCCGAACUCAGCUGGUGGUUAGAAUUGCAGCUGGACAAGCUAUUGCUAGAAUAGAAUUUGUUUUCUUUUUUACUGAUGUUCGGGAACGAGAAGUUUUCAACAGUAGAAUGAUGACAAAUAUAUGAAGCAAUCGUCCUUUGCUAUACACUUUUUUGUUUAGGUACUCGGUUUGAAAUUUGCUUGAGUCAACAGUAAAAAGCUGGUUAUCAAAUAUGGCUGGACGAGACUGUUUUCGCGAUUAAGCUGAAAAUUUAUUUUGGAUCAAAAUAGAAAUGUCGAAAGUAAGUUGAAGUAUGCCCCGAAGUCGUACAUUGUUGUUGCGGAACCAGAUGUUUUCAACAACUUUGAUAUAAACUUCAGGAAAGUUUCUUUGUAUAUGUUGACAUAUUACGUAGUCACUUACGAACUUAAUACAUGUAGAAGGUGCAUUGGUAGUCAAAGCUUUCCUGCGAAACGAGAUGUUUCUAACAAUAGUAAACUAUAAAGCUUAUUUUAUGAUGCCAACAUUUUAAGCUAGGAAAUCUGAAUUAGAGGAACAUUUUUGUUUUUCUUUUUAUCAUUAUUAUUUGUACAAGAGCAGUCAAUAUUACUGAUAAUUUUAAGUAGAAGAAAAAGAUAAUGUUAUAGGCGAUCUAUGAAAACUUAAUCCUGCCCUCAUCAAAUUAAGCAAGAGUUUAAACUUCUAGUUAGAAUAGAUUUUGUUCUUCGUCUGAUGUUCAUAAAUGAGAAGUUUUCAUGGGGAAACAUUAAGCUAUAACUAGGUUAUGAAUGGUAGUGGUUUACGGCUGAUGUUUGGAAACUAGAAGUUUUCAACAACAGAAUGAUAUAAGAAUACAUUGAAAUUUUGCUUACCUUAGAUUGUACGUGUCAGAUGAUGUUUUAGCAAAAUGAAUGAUAGCUUUUAUGUGAGAGAUUUCGAAAUAUAGCUAAUCGUUGAAAAACCUUAUUUACUAAAGGGGACUUAAAAUGUGAACUGAGGUAGUAUGUCGUUGUUGCAGGAUGAGAUGUUUUCAACAACGUUUCCUACAUGUAAGAUGAUUUAGAUGAAGUUAUCGCCUUGUCGAUUCGAAUGGAAAGGUGGAGUUCCAUUGACAAAGCGGUGAAUGCUCAUCUUGCGAAAUGAGAAGUUUCCAACAACAACACACAACAAAUUCUUUAAAGGUUAUUCGUGUAGAGCUAUAUACAAUUGUUUUAAGUAAGCCAUAUUGAAACUAGACAAGUGGUCAAAGUUAAGGUUAGAUGAAGUGACACUUGAUGUUCGGAAAUGAGGAGUUUUCAACAUCUGGAUCGCAUACAAACAAAGGUAGAGGCAUAACUUUUACAUUAGUAACAAUUUAUUAUUCCAUUACAUGACAACUAAAAUGUUAUCAGUUAUCUCUUAGUUUUGAACGGAGAAUUGUCUGUGUUGUGAGACUAGAAGUUCUGAAUACUGCGAUUCGAAAGUUAAUAGAUAGUCAUAAAUUCAAACUUAGAUUUCGGUAAGCUAGAAAGUUUCUAUGAGUCCGGUUUCAUUUCCUUGAAAUCUGUGGAUUUGUUAACUGAGUGAGUAGACAGUAGCAGUAUAUUAACUGGCAGGGGAUAUAACGGGUCAAUAAAUCAGUGUCAUCAUUGUAUAUCUAA